UGAUCGAUAUGAAAACAACAAGAACCACACUACCUAUUAACACCAUAAAUAUAGGUUCACUUUCUCACAACUAUUUUAAGUGUAAUCAUAAGCUAUCUGCUUAUUUAUCCUACAAGUUGGUCACUUCAAGAUGAAUAUUUUGUUGUGGCAAACAUGGGCUUUUGCUCUAAUUUUAUCUUCAUUUAUGGCUUCUGCUGCUACAGUUGAACACACUUUCUUGGUUGAAAACAAGACUAUCAAACGAUUAUGCAAUGAACAAGUGAUUGUUACAGUUAAUGGACUUUACCCAGGUCCAAAGCUAGAGGUCAGAGAUGGUGACUCUGUGAUUGUUCAUGUAAUCAACAAUUCACCCUACAAUAUAACAAUUCACUGGCAUGGAGUGUUCCAGCUAUAUAGUGCAUGGUCAGAUGGACCUGAAUAUAUAACACAAUGUUCAAUUCGUCCUGAAAAUAAAUUUACAUACAAAUUUAAUGUGACACAACAAGAAGGAACAUUAUGGUGGCAUGCUCAUGCAUCAGUUGUACGUGCAACAGUUCACGGUGCCAUUAUCAUUCAACCUCGUUCUGGUCGAUUUCCAUUUCCUAAACCUUACAAGGAAGUACCAAUAAUACUAGGUGAUUGGUAUGAUGGAAAUGUUGAGGAGAUUAUCCAAAAAGAACUCGAAACAGGCGAUAAAAUAGCAUCUGAUGCUUUCACUAUCAACGGCUUUCCUGGCGAUCUCUUCAAUUGUUCAAAAAAUCAGAUGUAUAAGCUGAAAGUGAAGCAAGGAAAGACCUAUUUGUUCCGAAUGGUCAACGCUGCACUCGCUAACAAUCUUUUCUUCAAGAUUGCCGAUCACAAAUUCACAGUUGUAGCCAUGGAUGCCGCAUACACCGAGCCCUAUACCACCGAUAUAAUCGUCAUCGCGGCAGGCCAAAGCGCUGAUAUACUUUUCACAGCAGACCAACCAAAAGGUUCAUACUACAUGGCUGCAUCACCUUAUGUUGUUGGUGAACCAGUAGGACUCUUCGACAAUUCCACAACUCGUGCCGUCGUCUUUUACGAGGGUUACAAAAAAUUAAAAACAAAACAUAUAGUACCUUUAAUGCCAGCAUUACCACUUCAUAACAAUACACCAAUAGCUCACAAAUUUUUCAGCAACAUAACUGGUCUUGUAGGGGGUCCUAAUUGGGUCCCUGUCCCACUUGAAGUGGAUGAACACAUGUAUAUCACAAUUAACAUGGGUUUAGUACCUUGUCCUGUAAAUGCUAAGUGUACAGGUCCACUUGGACAAAAAUUUGCAUCUAGCAUGAACAAUGAGUCAUUUUUGCUUCCUGUUGGAAAAGGAUAUUCCAUAAUGGAAGCAUAUUUUUACAAUGUGAGUGGCAUUUACACUACAGAUUUUCCAGAUAACCCUCCAAAAUUUUUCGACUUCGUAAACCCGAAAAUAUUUUUGGAUCCUAAUGUUACAUUUACACCGAAAUCGACUAAGGUGAAGCAAUUCAAAUACAAUUCAACGGUGGAGAUUGUGUUUCAAAAUACAGCGAUUUUGAAUGCGCAAAGUCAUCCCAUGCAUCUUCAUGGUAUGAAUUUUCAUGUUUUGGCGCAAGACUUCGGGAUUUUCAAUCCUACUACUGAUAAACUCAAGUAUAAUUUGGUGAAUCCUUCAAUUCGCAACACGGUUGCUGUGCCGGUGGGAGGAUGGGCUGCUAUUAGAUUCCGAACAAACAAUCCUGGGGUAUGGUUUUUGCAUUGUCAUGUGGAUGAUCAUAAUCUUUGGGGAUUAGUCACAGCAUUCAUAGUUGAAAAUGGACCAACGCCUUCAACUUCACUUGGUCCACCACCUGCUGAUUUGCCUAAAUGUUAAUUGGCUAUAUGCUAGAAAAUGCAGCUGUAUAUUUUAGAAGUCAAAGUCUCCUCUUUCAUAUUUUUCUUUUGAUUAUUCAGUCAAACGUUUUAAUUUUAAAUUUCAAGCAAUAAGUACAACUUUUGGUCACGUGGUAGGAUGAAAAUUGUACCCAUAUCUACAAUAUACAACUUUUGGUCAUGUGGUAAUCAUAUCCAUGGGUAUCUAGUAAGUGAAAUUACCAGAGUCUUACAUUGAUGCUAUAAUUGAUUAGUAGUCUGUGAACACUGAAAGCUGUUUUUUGAUGAAUAGUGUGAUGUUUAAUUCUGCAAUUAUGCACCAAA
Molecule: messenger RNA, 2169 nt
Organism: Medicago truncatula (barrel medic)
Lineage: Eukaryota; Viridiplantae; Streptophyta; Magnoliopsida; Fabales; Fabaceae
Product: laccase-7
Exons: 5
Coding region: 131-1846 (571 amino acids)
Biological process (GO): lignin catabolic process
Cellular component (GO): apoplast
Molecular function (GO): hydroquinone:oxygen oxidoreductase activity; copper ion binding
Source: RefSeq, a predicted model, not a curated record